This is a messenger RNA of Caenorhabditis sp. 36 PRJEB53466, 925 nucleotides long. Lineage: Eukaryota; Metazoa; Nematoda; Chromadorea; Rhabditida; Rhabditidae. The record is from the annotation of a GenBank genome assembly.
AUGGCUGCCACCGUGGUUUCAAGCAACAAAAGCUUCAAAGGACGUCAAUAUGUCUACAAGCACACCAGGUAAAUCAUUUUCAGCGAAAUGAAAACAGACAAACAAUUUUUCAGUUCAACUGUGAACUGCGACAUGACGUUCGGAGUAUACGUGCCAGAGCACACGGAGGGCGAAAAGUUGCCCACGCUCCUCUAUUUGUCCGGACUCACGUGCACCCACGCCAACUUUAUGGAGAAGUCCGGCUUCCAGCAGUUCGCUUCCAAACAUCGAUUCGUCGUUGUUCAUCCAGACACUUCUCCGCGCGGAGUCGACAUCGAGGGAGAUUCGGAGAGCUGGGAUUUCGGAAAGGGCGCCGGAUUCUAUGUGAAUGCUACCGAGGCGAAAUGGGCAAAACACUAUCGGAUGUACGAUUACGUUUCGAAGGAAUUGCUCGAGGUGGCGGCGACUGUGGCGCCGAUUGAUGCCGGAAAAAUUGGUAGAUUAUAUUCAACUAAAAGUGAAUGUGACCUCCUUUGCAGGUAUCUUCGGCCACUCAAUGGGCGGUCAUGGCGCUCUUGUCAUCGGACUGCGCAACCCGGAAAAGUUCCAAUCAAUCUCCGCGUUCGCUCCGAUCUCCCAUCCGAUCACUGUUCCUUGGGGCCAAAAGGCUCUCACUGGCUACCUGGGAGCUGAUGAAUCCACGUGGACAGUAUACGACGCAUCGGAAGUGCUCAAAAAUUACAGAGGACCGAAGCGAGUUAUUCUGGUGGAUCAAGGAGCCGCCGACAACUUUCUUGCUCAACUGAGACCCGAAACUUUGGUUUCGACUGCGAAAGCGAGCGUUACCGUUCGAAUGCAGCCGGAAUUCGACCAUUCCUACUACUUCAUCUCCAGCUUCAUCGGAGACCACUUUGAUCAUCACGCCAAGACCCUGACGGCACUAUAA